Molecule: messenger RNA, 513 nt
Organism: Aspergillus puulaauensis
Lineage: Eukaryota; Fungi; Ascomycota; Eurotiomycetes; Eurotiales; Aspergillaceae
Exons: 3
Coding region: 1-513 (170 amino acids)
Source: RefSeq, a predicted model, not a curated record
AUGGCCCCCGUAGGCCCCCGCGCCUCCAAAGAGGAGUUCAUGCAAGCCCUCGGCCUCAACUCCCACGACCCCCAGCACGAGCAACACUACCGCGCAAUGCGAGACGAAACAAUCCAAAUCUACGCAUACCUAAACACCUCCCCCACAAACCUCCUAGACAGUCUCGCGUCCGACCCCGGCACAAAACCCCCUUACUUCUGGCACCACAUCAAGCCCGAGCGGCAGCAGUGGGCGAUCCGCGAGAUCGCGCGCAACGCGAGCCCGCGCACGAGACCGCUCUUUGCGUCCGGCGAGACGGGCGGCGAGUAUGCGCCGAAUUGGGUCGCCGGGUGGUUGCUUUAUAGUGUCUUUCGGAGUCGGGAUGUGCGCAAUAAUCGGAAUCGGAGGAGGGGCGAGGAUGGGUCUGCUGCUGCUGCUGUGCAGGGGCAAGCGUCAAGACAGUUGAGGCAGCAGGGGAAUGAUACUGGGCAGCAGGUGAAGAAGGAGUAUUAUGAUCCGGUGAGGAAUGGAUAA